This is a messenger RNA of Cladophialophora psammophila CBS 110553, 933 nucleotides long. Its product is annotated as ribosomal RNA large subunit methyltransferase J. The transcript is spliced from 4 exons. The coding region runs from base 1 to 933 and encodes 310 amino acids. NCBI's taxonomy places the organism in Eukaryota, Fungi, Ascomycota, Eurotiomycetes, Chaetothyriales, Herpotrichiellaceae. Gene Ontology annotation, cellular component: mitochondrion. Gene Ontology annotation, molecular function: rRNA (uridine-2'-O-ribose)-methyltransferase activity. The record is from RefSeq and is a predicted model, not a curated record. Gene Ontology annotation, biological process: RNA methylation.
AUGUCUCCCCUCGCAAAACUCUAUCUCAUUGCGUGCUGGUCCUACAUCAUCUCCUUCAACGUUACCUUCACCCUUGUCAACCUGGACCUGCAUGAAAGGGGGGAUCAGUUUGCUCGAGCAGCAAAGGUUCAGGGACUCAAGAGUCGGGCGGCUUUCAAGCUGUUGCAGAUCAAUGAGCGGUACAGACUUUUUAAGCCUGGGAUGACUGUGGUGGACUUGGGGUUUGCGCCGGGAAGUUGGAGUCAGGUCGCCAUCGACUUAACGAAACCUCGUGGCCGAGUUCUAGGUGUUGACCUCCUGCCCGUCCAACCCCCAAAGGGCGUGUCAACAAUCCAAGGCGACUUCCUGUCCCCGGACAUUCAAGCCGAGAUAAAGUCCUUUCUCCGAAACCCUGAUCGGGGCCGUCUACGACGCACACUCAUGCUAGGCUCUUCCGAGACUUCAGAGACCGGAUUGGAGCAGGCGCUGCUCGAGGAUGAGGCAACAGGGUAUCUCGAUCGGGAGAGUCACGAGACGACAAUCGAGGAAGAGCAGGAUCGAGAACAUGUUGACAAAUGCGUCGACGUGGUAUUGAGCGACAUGUCUGAACCCUGGGACCCUCUUGAAGGGCUUUACAAGAAGAGCAUCAGUAACCCGUAUCGCAGGUUGAUGAAUACGAGUGGAAAUGCCUUCCGCGAUCAUGCCGGGAGUAUGGAUCUCUGCAGAGCAGCGCUGCGAUUCAGCUACGACACGCUCAAAGUCGGGGGACACUUUGUGUGCAAAUUCUACCAGGGGGCCGAAGACAAGGCUUUGGAGAGGAGCCUGAAAGCCAUGUUCCACAAGGUUCACCGCGAAAAGCCUGAGAGUUCGAGGAGUGAAUCCCGCGAGGCCUAUUUCGUGGGCAUCAAGCGAUUGGCCAAGGUGGAUCGGGAUGCGGUGUUUACCGAGCCCUGA